AUGCGCCGUCUACUGCUGACGGGGCUGCUGGUGUUUGUCGUGCCCGACACGCCGGGACAGGUGGCCUUCGGUUGCGUCUUCGCCUUCCUCAGCCUGUUGGCGUUUGAGCGCCUUCGGCCACACAUUGACCACCUCGACAUGGAGCUCUACCGUACGGGAUGCCUGGUGAUCUUCUUCACCAAUUUUCUGGCCCUGAUGAUCAAGGCCAACGUGGCCAGCCCUGACUCUAGGGGCUGCAAGGUAUACUCGAUCGUGCUGAUCAUCGUCAACGUGCUCUUCUUCCUGUCCAUCUUCUGGGAUACCUGGGCGGCGGCUAAGGCCUCCUCCAGCAGACGACACGUGCAGGACAUGGUACUGGGAGUCGAUAUCGUCAACGAGAAACAGCUGGACAAGAUCAUCGGCCCCAAGAAUACCAAUGUCAAGAAGACCAACCAGCAGAAGCUCGACGACGCCCUCGGCCCCGAUGAUGGCGCCGGCGUCGACAAGGCCGUCGAAGACGGGAAGAUGGAAGACCUUGAGGCUGCCCCCGCCUGGGAGGCGGACCCGGACGACCCUCCCGACUCGCCCAUCGACAUCAGCAGCCGGGUUUAUGCCUUAAACCCCAGGGGGCACUCGCUUGCGAGCACGGUGGCGAUACCCUCCACCGUUUGGGGGGCUCCGUCCAUCAACGCGUCUCCCAGCGGUACCGGCGGCUCCAGCGUCGCUGGUAGAUCCGUCAACUCUGUCGCUUCUGCUUCUGCUUCUGCUUCUGCUACUCCUCCCCGGACGGUGCGUGGGUCGUACCCUGUUGCGUGGGGCGGUGGAGGGGGGCCCGGGACCGGCGGUGGGGGAUUAGCGAGAAACGCCGAACCCCCCGGUGCGGAGCCGUCGCCGUUGGCGGAAGGGGCAGAGUGA
Molecule: messenger RNA, 894 nt
Organism: Ectocarpus siliculosus
Lineage: Eukaryota; Phaeophyceae; Ectocarpales; Ectocarpaceae
Source: the annotation of a GenBank genome assembly